AUGCAACAGCCACAGCAACAUCCCGCUCAUCAACAUGGCAAGUACCAACAUCCACAAAUUCAAUAUCUUAUGAAGCCAGAAUAUAAUGGAGAAAACAUUAGUAUAUGUUUACAAAAUCGAGAUUUAUGGAAACGAUUUCAUGAUUUAACGAAUGAAAUGAUAGUGACAAAAGCUGGUCGUCGAAUGUUUCCAAUUGUAUCAAUAAGUAUUCGUGGUUUAGAACCUGAAAAAAUGUAUUCUGUUGAGUUAUCAUUUGAUCAAAUUGAUUCACAUCGUUGGCGUUAUGUUAGUGGUCAAUGGCAACCAGGUACAAAACCAGAUCCACCUGUACAUCGAGCACCAUAUCAACAUCCGGAUUCACCAAAUUAUGGUGAAACAUGGAUGAGAGAUACUGUUGCAUUUUCAAAAGUUAAAUUAACAAAUAAAACCAAUCAAACAGGUCCAUGUCAAGUUGUACUCAAUUCUCUACAUAAAUAUAAACCAAAACUUGCAAUAAUUGAUGUUAUGUUAAAAAAGAAAAUCUAUGAAACAAGUUUCGAUGAAACUGAAUUUAUUGCUGUAACAGCUUAUCAAAAUGAAGAAGUAACAUCAUUAAAAAUUAAAUACAAUCCAUUUGCUAAGGCAUUUCUUGAUACUGGAAAUAAUAGACGAGACGAUCGAGAUAUGAUUAUGUUAGAAGAACAAUCAACAAAUGGAAAUAAUUAUGUAUCACCAUUUCCACAUCAUUCAAUGUUUUUUACUCAUCAAUCAUCACCUAUGAAUACAGGUGUUGGACCUGAAAGACUUAAAUUUCAAUCAUAUCGUUCAUCACCAUAUAAUUAUUCUCAAAUACAACGAAAAUCUUCACCAAGUGAUGGUUUUCAAACAAAACUUGAUCCAUAUCCAACAUCAUCAACAUCACCAUUUGAUCCAACAUUAUUUUAUACUCCAACAACACCAGCUAGUAUACCCUGUUCAUCAUCAUCACCGUUAUCACCAAAUACAGCAGCAGCGGCUGCUUAUUAUUCAAAUACAUAUUAUUCAACACCAGCAUCAUAUUACUUUCCAUAUGGUACAACAUCAUCACCCGCAUCUCAUCAUCCAUUUAUGGCACCAUUAACAUGUCCAAUAAAUAAUGGUACAUCAUCAUCACCAAUAAGUCCAUCAUUUUUACAUUUACAACAACCAGUAACUAUUAUACCGAAUAUAAGUAAUCAUUCAGCAUCAUCAUCACCAAAAGAACAUGAAAAUCUAUUUAAUUCAUCAUCAACAACAAAUGAUGCUACACAAUAUUAA
Rotaria sordida is the source of this 1275-nucleotide messenger RNA. NCBI's taxonomy places the organism in Eukaryota, Metazoa, Rotifera, Eurotatoria, Philodinida, Philodinidae. The record is from the annotation of a GenBank genome assembly.